Messenger RNA from Lathyrus sativus (Indian pea), 612 nucleotides. The record is from the annotation of a GenBank genome assembly. Lineage: Eukaryota; Viridiplantae; Streptophyta; Magnoliopsida; Fabales; Fabaceae.
AUGAUAUUAGUAUUAAGUGAUGUAUUUGUAACACUAACAAAACAUUGUAGGUUCUUCAAGCAUUUGUUGGUGGUGUUUCUUAUUCAACAAAUGGCAGCUGGGUUGUUUAGGGUAAUAUCAGGAGUUUAUAGAACAAUGAUCAUAGCCAACACUGGUGGAUCUCUCAUGCUUCUUCUUGUUUUCUUACUUGGAGGUUUCAUUCUUCCUAAACGUGACAUUCCAAAUUGGUGGGUCUGGGGCUAUUGGCUUUCUCCAUUGUCAUAUGCUUUCAAUGCUUUAUCGGUUAAUGAAAUAUUCGCUCCAUGGUGGAGCAAACCGUCUUCAAAUGGAUCAACAUCAUUGGGUGUAGCCACAUUGAAUAUCUUUUAUUUUUAUAGUAAUGAAAAUUGGUACUGGAUAGGAGUUGGAGUUCUUAUUGGUUUCACUAUUUUAUAUAAUGUUCUGUUCACCCUUUCACAUAUGUACCUUAACCCUAUUGUAAAGAAACAAGAAAUUAUAUCAGAAGAAGAAGAAAGUGAAAUGGAAAUCGGAGGAGAUUUGAAGGAGGAACAGAGACUUGUAAGACAGAAGUCCAACAAAGGGAAUGACACAAGUAAACAUCUUCAACUAUAG